AUGAAUCUGGUGCCGCUCGUCAAUGUCAACUUACAUGAUCUUUGUUUUUCUCUCUUGUUUCAGUCAUUUCAAGGCAGUCAAGGACGAGCCUACCUGUUUAACUCAGUGGUGAAUGUCGGCUGCGGGCCAGCGGAGGAGCGGGUUCUCCUCACGGGUUUACACGCUGUGGCUGACAUCUACUGUGAAAACUGUAAAACCACGCUGGGCUGGAAAUACGAACACGCCUUCGAGAGCAGUCAGAAGUACAAGGAGGGAAAGUUCAUCAUCGAGCUGGCUCACAUGAUCAAGGACAACGGCUGGGAGUGACGCUCCGACUCCUCCUUUCCUCCGACCUUGGAAUAAUCUUUAUUGAACUGCGUGGAGCGAUGAUGUCCUCCCAUCACCCCGCCCCUCCCCAACCACCGCCCACCGCGCCCAAAAAGAAGCAAAGACACACCUCCACGAACAGUCACCCGCUCGUCUCCUUCGCGUGCACACGCCCACCUGCUCAUCGUGAAACAGAGCGAACGGCGAGGAGGCGGGGCAACUCUUCUUGAAAAAUCACGUCGCAGGAGUCCGGUCGUUCACGCUGAAGAUUGUGCGUCCUCCUUCGCGGCUCCAGAGCUUUUGGGUUCGAUGCUCACUCACCCACUCACUCACUCACUCACCCCCGACCCUCCUCCCCACCGCGAAACACGCUUACAAGUGAUUGUGGUGAUGUGGCGCCCGCUCUGCCACCGGGGACGGACUUCACUGAAAGGACAUUCCUUUGUUUCCCUCAUCCAGCGAAACGACUCUGACGACGUGUUUGAUUUUUAAUUUGCUUUAGUUUGGUGGGUUUGGUCAAGGUUUUUUUUUUUUUUUUGGUUUGAUGGCGUGUGAAUGUUACUGGUUAGCAUUUUAUUUCCCCGUCACGUUCUGUUUAUUUGUUUCGGGCUCGUCGUGACUCUGCCUGUAGCUGAGCAUGCUUUUCUUUGCUAAUGUCCAAAUGAGCGAUCAGGGACGGGUGCGGAGGGGGAAGGGAGUUUAGCGUAGUAACGAACAUGUAGCAGCGUCUCGCUUGUUUUUAAAGUGGCAGCGGAUCUGAUUGCAGUAGUGUGAGAUUUUAUACCUGAUACUAUUUUCUGUUUAUAUCUUUUUUUUUUCUUAGUUGUGAAUCUUCGUUUACUCCCCCUUCUGGUAGCACCUGAUAUUUUCCUUUUCGACAUAAAGGUGUGUGUGUGUGUGUGUGUGUGUGUGUGUGUGUGUGUGUAUAUAUAAUAUACACACACACAUUAAUUAUAUUCGUGGUGUUUGGCUAAUUGCGAUUGUGGCUGGUCCCAUUUUGCAGCAGAAACAUGAAAAGGAGCAGAACCUGACGUCAGUGUCACUCGUCAUAAAACAGAUUGUAUUAUUCCAUCGUGUAGUAAUAUGAGAGACACAAGUACAUAUGAGUAUAAAAACACAUCCUAUGAUUACAUAUCCAUAAAUACUAUGAAAAUGUUCGUAGUACGUAGAUAUUGGAACAUGGAUUCUAAAUAUAUAUAUAUAUAUUUGCUGUCAUGCACAUAUGUAUAUAUGCAUAUGACUGUGUGUGUGUAUAUAUAUGCACUGUGUGUGGUCACCAUUACACAGCCGCACACUUGAACGACGCUACUUCGUUUGCACUUUGCAGAGGCCGUCGCUUCGUGUCGGUUUGGAGGCAAAGCGUCGUCUGUUUUUCAGUUUUGUGUUUUCUCGCAGAUGAACGACAGGUUGUCGGAGACUGAGAGGAGCUUUGAUGGUUUGUCGGGACUUUAGUGUCGGCAGCAGAUUUCUGAUUUCAUCUAAAUCAAUUCUGCUUUUCACCUCGGGCUGAUUUUCAACCUGAGGAGAAAAGAGUUGUUUCUUUGCUGCUGUCACCCCCCCUCCUCCCCC
Paralichthys olivaceus (Japanese flounder) is the source of this 1875-nucleotide messenger RNA. The record is from RefSeq and is a predicted model, not a curated record. Lineage: Eukaryota; Metazoa; Chordata; Actinopteri; Pleuronectiformes; Paralichthyidae.